AUGGAAGCCGAAUCGGAUAACCAAACCCCGGGCUCGUCUUCCACACCCUCGGUUCCAACGCCCUCGGUUCCAACGCCCUCGGUUGUAGCGGCCUUGCCUACACCACCCCCGCCUGGAAAGGACAGACAACAACAUGGAAAAGGAUACGACGAAGAGAAGCCCUGCGGCCAGUUCCAACAAAAAACCGCAGAUUGCACAUGUGAAUCACAUUCAACCAAUACGUACAACGAUUUCGAAAUUAUCGUCGACAGCAGGCCUACUGAAGGCCAAGCUCCCGUACCAAAAAAGAACCAAUUCACUAAAAGACCUGAAGUCUCAAAACUUGACAGGGUUCUUAACGAUGUGAGGGCCCAGCUCAUUGUUACGUAG
This is a messenger RNA of Chaetomium globosum CBS 148.51, 369 nucleotides long. RefSeq lists its product as uncharacterized. The record is from RefSeq and is a predicted model, not a curated record. Bases 1 to 369 code for a protein of 122 amino acids. The transcript has 2 exons. NCBI's taxonomy places the organism in Eukaryota, Fungi, Ascomycota, Sordariomycetes, Sordariales, Chaetomiaceae.